AUGCAGGAACAAUUCGCGCCAUUGAAAAAUGACCUUUUGCUGAGGGCUGCAAGAGGUGAGAAGGUAAACCGCCCUCCCAUAUGGGUCAUGCGGCAAGCUGGACGCUACCUUCCCGAGUACCAUGAAGCCAAGGGGGCCCGCGAUUUUUUCGAAUGCUGCCGCGACCCGGAAGUCGCCUCGACGUUGACCAUUCAACCCAUAGAGCGAUAUGCAGGGCUUAUUGACGCCGCUAUUAUCUUCUCGGACAUCCUAGUUAUUCCUCAGGCAAUGGGAAUGGUCGUGGAAAUGGUUGACAAGAAAGGACCCCAUUUCCCAGAGCCGCUCAAGUCGCCGGACGAUGGACAAUACGAGAAAGUGAUGCAGAAGCAAGUUGAUGUCAAGUCAGAGUUGGACUACGUUUACAAGGCUAUUACGCUCACCCGCCACAAGUUACAAGGCCGUGUACCCCUCAUUGGCUUCUGCGGGGCUCCGUGGACCUUGCUCUGCUAUAUGGUUGAAGGUGGAGGAACCAAGCUGUUUGUCCAAUCGAAGACGUGGAUCUAUAGGUAUCCCAAGGAGUCACAGGCAUUGCUGCAGAAGAUUGCAGACAUCUGUGUAGAAUACCUUGCCCUUCAGGUAGCUGCGGGUGCGCAGUUGGUCCAAGUCUUUGACUCAUGGGCUGGUGAGCUGUCUCCAACCUCCUUCCAGUCCUUCUCACUCCCGUAUCUGCGAUAUAUCUCCGCAAACUUGCCUAAGAGGCUAAAGGAGAUGGGCCUGGAGCCGGUGCCGAUGACGGUUUUCGCCAAAGGAGCAUGGUAUGCUCUUGAGGACCUUUGUGAAUCGGGUUAUAACGUGGUUGGGCUGGACUGGCUGCAUGAUCCGGCUGAGGCUAUGCGGAUUGCAAAUGGCCGAGUGACAAUCCAGGGUAAUGCCGAUCCGGGUGUGCUCUACGGUGGCCGACUGGCUAUUCGCGAAGCUGUCGAAAACAUGGUAGAGGGAUUCCAGAAGGGCAAACAAGGAUGGAUUGCUAACUUGGGUCACGGUAUUACCCCUUUUGUUAACCCAGAUGAUCUGAAAUUCUUCUUUCAGGAGAUCCAUCGACAGAGUCUUAUGCAAGAGCUCGUUGAAAUGUGA
Aspergillus tanneri is the source of this 1113-nucleotide messenger RNA. RefSeq names its product uroporphyrinogen decarboxylase HEM12 (gene HEM12). NCBI's taxonomy places the organism in Eukaryota, Fungi, Ascomycota, Eurotiomycetes, Eurotiales, Aspergillaceae. Gene Ontology annotation, cellular component: cytosol. The transcript is spliced from 4 exons. Gene Ontology annotation, biological process: heme biosynthetic process. The coding region runs from base 1 to 1113 and encodes 370 amino acids. The record is from RefSeq and is a predicted model, not a curated record. Gene Ontology annotation, molecular function: uroporphyrinogen decarboxylase activity.